AUGGAGCACGCUCUUCACAUUUAUUCGGACGCCCGGCCGAUCAAACAACAAAAGAGGGACUUCGGGGCUGACCAGAAUAAGAUCAUCAAAGAGGAAGUAGAUAAACUACUGGAGGUUGGAUACAUUCGGGAAGUACAAUUUCCAAGCUGGCUGACUAAUGUGGUUCUGGUUUCUAAGCGGGUGGUGGAUUCCACGGCUGGCUACGAGUUUAUCAGUAUGCUGGAUGCCUAUCAAGGAUAUCAUCAAAUUCCACUUGCCAAGGCGGAUCAGGAAAAUGUUAUCUUUAUAACUGCUGAAGGAACUACUUAUCAACGGCUUAUGAACAAGGUUUUCAAGAAGCAGAUUGGAAGAAAUAUAGAAGUUUAUGUGAAUGAUAUUCUUAUAAAAACUAUACGGGCUUCUAGUUUAUGUGCUAAUAUUGAAGAAACUUGUAGGACUUUGAGGAGGUAUGGACUCAAGCUCAAUCCCAACAAGAGUUUAUUUGGUGCCAAAAGUGGGAAGUUCCUGGGAUACAUAGUGACUGAGCGAGGAAUAGAGGUCAAUCCCAGUAAGGUGAAAGCAUUACAGGACAUGACUCCCCCAAAGAACCUGAAGGAGGCUCAAAGGUUGACAGGGAGGAUUACCGCCCUAUCUCACUUUAUCUCUCAAUCGGCCAAUCGGAGCCUCCCUUUCUUCAAGUUAUCUGUUAGAUUGAAUUACAGAGCCACCAAUAAUGAGGCUGAGUAUGAAGCAUUUAUAGCAGGCUUACAAGCUGCUAAGCAUGUGGGAGCUGCUAGUGUGGUAAUUCAUUCUGAUUCCCAAUUGGUAGCACAACAAUUGAUGAGCAACUUUGGAAUUAGUAAUGAAAGACUCAAGCUAUAUGAAGAGGCCUUUGAUAAAUUGAAGGCUAAAUUUCAUGAAGUAAGUAUAAAGGAAAUCUCUCGAAUAGAUAAUCAAGUAGCAGAUGAGUUUGUUAAAUUAGCUUCUGCCAUUGAGCCUUGGAAUUUGGAUAGACCAGUGGAACAAACGUAA
Messenger RNA from Zingiber officinale, 1011 nucleotides. RefSeq lists its product as uncharacterized. Gene Ontology annotation, molecular function: nucleic acid binding; RNA-DNA hybrid ribonuclease activity. The record is from RefSeq and is a predicted model, not a curated record. The coding region runs from base 1 to 1011 and encodes 336 amino acids. The transcript has 4 exons. Lineage: Eukaryota; Viridiplantae; Streptophyta; Magnoliopsida; Zingiberales; Zingiberaceae.